AGUCAGCCCUGCUGCAGCAUUAGACCUCAGGGACCCGCCUGACGGCCAGCGCCUGCAUGAGCUUCCACCACCCAGCCCGCCGGUCCUUUGUGCUGAGGAUACAAAUGAAACAGGCCCUGCCCCUAAGGAGCCGCCACUUUACUGGGUCGGCGAUAACCUUCCAAGACGUGACCGUCGACCUCUCCCCAGACGAGUGGAAGGGUCUGCACCCCACUCAGAGGCAGCUCUACAGGGACGUGAUGUUGGAGAACUACCGAAACCUUGUCUCCCUGGGGCCAGCAUCCCCCGGAUCCAUGCCUGAGAUCAUCUCCUGGCUUGAGCAAGGGGAAGGCAGUGAGUUUCCAGGGAGCGUUCGUUCUGUCUCACCGUGUCAAAGGGCGUGCCCAGGAAUCAAGGGAACAUUGUACGCAGUAACAGCAACCUUGUGCCAUCAGCUAUGACAGACUUAGCUCUUCUCAGCAAUGCGAUGAUCCAAGACAACUUCAAAAGACUCAUGAUGGACAAUGCUCUCCCCAGCCAGACAAAGAACUACGGAGGCUGAAUGUAGAUUGAAACACGUGAUUUUUACU
This is a messenger RNA of Trichosurus vulpecula (common brushtail), 569 nucleotides long. RefSeq names its product zinc finger protein 2-like. The transcript is spliced from 4 exons. The record is from RefSeq and is a predicted model, not a curated record. Gene Ontology annotation, biological process: regulation of DNA-templated transcription. NCBI's taxonomy places the organism in Eukaryota, Metazoa, Chordata, Mammalia, Diprotodontia, Phalangeridae. Bases 57 to 440 code for a protein of 127 amino acids.